This is a messenger RNA of Mycetomoellerius zeteki, 2095 nucleotides long. RefSeq names its product Protein EFR3 homolog stmA (gene stmA). Bases 70 to 2061 code for a protein of 663 amino acids. Gene Ontology annotation, biological process: protein localization to plasma membrane. The transcript has 13 exons. Gene Ontology annotation, cellular component: plasma membrane. Lineage: Eukaryota; Metazoa; Arthropoda; Insecta; Hymenoptera; Formicidae. The record is from RefSeq and is a predicted model, not a curated record.
GUCUGCUGUUAUCAUUGUUGAUUUACGACAGGUGUUUACCAGGUGCUACUUGUCACAGAAGCUGUCAAAAUGUUCGGCUGUUGUUGGUGCUGUGCUGCGUUACGUCCGAGAUAUAAGAGACUCGUUGAUAAUAUUUUUCCGGUUAAUCCUCAGGAUGGCUUGAUUAAGAACAAUAUGGAGAAAUUAACAUUUUAUUCGUUGAGCAGUCCUGAGAAAUUAGAUAGGAUUGGGGAAUACCUGUUUCAACGAGCUUCCAGGGAUAUUUACAGGAGACGAAAUGGCUUUGUCGUGAUCGCUAUGGAGGCGAUGGAUCAGCUCCUGGUAGCUUGUCAUGCGCAAACUCUGAAUCUGUUUGUUGAGAGCUUCUUGAAAAUGGUACAAAAACUGCUGGAAUCCACGGAUCCUCAAUUACAAAUUCUUGCAACGCAGUCUUUUGUCAGAUUUGCCAAUAUCGAGGAGGACACACCUUCAUAUCAUACUCGUUAUGAUUUCUUUGUGUCAAAAUAUUCGGCAAUGUGCCAUUCUAAUAAUGAUGAUCCCAUUACACGCAAGCAAAUUAGACUUGCUGGAAUUCAAGGAUUGCAAGGCGUUGUGAGAAAAACUCUUUCUGAUGAUUUGGUUGAGAAUAUCUGGGAACCUGUACAUAUGGACAAGAUUGUACCAUCAUUACUGUACAACAUGCAAAAUUCAAGAUAUGCUGAUAAGGAAGACACAACACCGGACAGCCCAACUGAAGAACGAUCGGAUCCGCCGCAGUUUGCAGAAACUUGCAUGCGAGAACUAAUCGGACGUGCAUCAUUUGGUCAUAUUAGAUGUGUUAUAAGACCUGUAUUGAGGCAUCUGGACAACCAUCAGUUAUGGGUCCCUAACUACUUCGCAAUUCAUACUUUCAGAAUAAUUAUGUUUUCCAUUCAAUCACAAUAUUCCUAUACUGUAGUGGAAGCUUUAAUGACGCAUCUUGAUGAUCACUCAAAAUCGUCUCCUAAGAUUCGCACCAGCAUUGCGGAUACUUUGUCUAAAAUUAUAUCAAUUGCUGCAGGUGAAAGUGUUGGACCAUCUGUGUUAGAAAUUAUAAAUUCCUUAUUGUCUCACCUACGAGUUAGUGUAACGAGGAACCAAUCGUCAAGUAGUGAUGAGCAAUUGUAUCAAGAAGCUCUUAUUAAUGCUCUUGGAGAGUUCGCAAAUCAUCUUCCAGAUUAUCAGAAAAUUGAGAUUAUGAUGUUCAUUAUGAGUAAAGUUCCAUACAGUCAGCCUGAUCGUAUCGUAUCGGUCGGCAAGGGAGAUGUAUUACUUCAAAGCAUACUUUUAAAGUCGCUAUUAAAGGUUGGCACCAAGUACCAAACUAUUCACCUGAACACAACGUUCCCACCCAGUUUCUUGGAUCCAUUACUAAGAAUGUCAUUGGCAGCAGAUGCUGAAAUGAGACUUCUUGUACAGAAAAUAUUCCAUACCUUAAUUGACAGACGACGGAAUAUCACAAAACUCGCUAAACCAACUGUGAACGUAGCAGAGCUCGAUCUUGCUAUUGAAAAAGCCUCUAGACCUGAUGUAAUCUUUAUUCGAAAGCACGGUCCUGAAAUCUACUUGGCGCUGUAUGAAUCAUUAGAGCUGUCUAGUAAUACAGUAGAAAAUGUGGAAUCUAUUUAUACCACGUUGGCGUUACUUGCCAUUGAAUUAGCUUCUGAGGAAACAGUAUUAGAGUUACUGAGAUUAGUGUUGAGUCUGCAAGACUUGGCACUGACAAGUGGACAAAUUAGUCUUCAACUUAAAUUCAAUUUACACGCAACAGUUAUCAGCUUACUAAUCUUAAUAUCAUAUGUCUGUAAUAUUACCGCUCUCAUGGAUUAUGCGAAAAAGGUGGUAGAUGCGCGUCGAAACGAUAGCCCUCAUUUACUACCAGAUUUACAAUCUCAAUAUGAUACUGGUCUAACAUCCAGAUUAGCGCCAGCUCUUUUAGUCGACCAAACUGUUGUCAGUGAAUGUCUAAAGGGAGCUGGUCUUGAUAGUGGGAAAUUACAACAAGGUUCGGGCUACAGCGGUAAUUCUUUACAACACAGGUAAUUAUCUACUAAAGAUGCAUUCCAUUUAACGCCCG